Molecule: messenger RNA, 850 nt
Organism: Hevea brasiliensis (rubber tree)
Lineage: Eukaryota; Viridiplantae; Streptophyta; Magnoliopsida; Malpighiales; Euphorbiaceae
Product: chaperonin-like RBCX protein 1, chloroplastic
Exons: 6
Coding region: 111-632 (173 amino acids)
Biological process (GO): ribulose bisphosphate carboxylase complex assembly
Molecular function (GO): protein folding chaperone
Source: RefSeq, a predicted model, not a curated record
UAUUUUGGAGCGAGUGUUGGAGAUAUUUUCUGCCAUUGAAAUUCUAGCUGAUAGGCCAAGAAGCCAGAACCAACAUCUUCCCAUUGCUCAUCUCCUUACUUCCAAUAAUCAUGGAAUCUUCUGCUGUUCUCUCAAUAUCUCAACUCCCUUUUUACCCUCCAAAUUCCCACAGAAACAAAGCUUAUCCUUCAUGGCCACGCAAGAAGUCAAGAACUGCUCAGUCAACUCGAUUGCACUGCCAGAAGAUGUAUGUCCCUGGAUAUGGUCAUGCAUCACCAGAAGCCCAGGCGGCAAACAAUCUGCAUAAUUUCUUCACUUAUAUUGCUGUUGUGAUUGUUUCAGCGCAGCUUCAGAGCUAUAACCGUGAGGCAUACCAAGAGUUGAUGGAAUUUUUGAAGAGUCAUUCCUUGAAGGAUGGAGACAAGUUUUGCGCCAGUAUGAUGCGUGAAUCUUCCAGGCAUCAGAGUUUAGCUCUACGCAUCUUAGAGGUUCGAUCUGCAUAUUGUAAAACUGAUUUUGAAUGGGACAACUUGGAGCGAUUAGCUAAUAAGAUGGUCGGUGAUUCUAACACGAGGCUCAUGAGAGAUUAUGUCUUGGAAACCAGUCGUGUAGAUGUAGAAAGUGAGAAGUGAUCGAACACUGCAUACCAGCACAUCUGUCUCUUAAAAGAAAGAUUUUAUAUCCAUCCAGUAUUGAAAUGAAUGCAAUAGAUAGAACUUGAAUUGUUAAGGUAUAUACAUCUUUUUUGUGUGUGUAAAUAUAUAGAAACAAGAACCAGUUGAUGAGGAUCUGUAGCAGUUGCCAAAUUGGAGACAGUAGCAAGAAUAUUUUAGUCGUAAUGGUUGCUCAA